Bombina bombina (fire-bellied toad) is the source of this 6481-nucleotide messenger RNA. It is a transcript of the gene KDM3B, whose product is annotated as lysine demethylase 3B. NCBI's taxonomy places the organism in Eukaryota, Metazoa, Chordata, Amphibia, Anura, Bombinatoridae. Gene Ontology annotation, biological process: regulation of transcription by RNA polymerase II. The record is from RefSeq and is a predicted model, not a curated record. Bases 129 to 5312 code for a protein of 1727 amino acids. Gene Ontology annotation, molecular function: transcription coregulator activity; chromatin DNA binding; histone H3K9 demethylase activity. Gene Ontology annotation, cellular component: chromatin; histone deacetylase complex. The transcript has 24 exons.
UACCGCACGGCGGCGUUGUUGUGUAACGCGUUGGCCCCGCGGGUGCUGCAGAGGCCUCGCUUCAAACGUAUUGCGAACUCGUGCGCUUGCCUUCCGCUCGGUAUCCCGGGCCCUGGUUAGUGUUACACAUGGCUAUUCCGGUGUCACCGGUUGGAAAGCGACUGCGGCUUUUGUUUGAUGAGACGACCUACGGGCGGGAAGGGCCUACCGACCCAUCAACUCCGCUUGGGAAGCGGGCCUGGCAAGGAGGCACUGUUCGUGCUCUUAAGGGAGCGGCGCCCGAGGAGCUGGCGGUGUAUGUUGAAUUUGAUGAGAAUAGCUAUAAACAAAGCUCUUGGAUUCAAGUUCAUGGUGAAGAUAUUUUGGUGAUACUUAUCGAAGGGCCCCUAGUUUGGUCUCCUAGAAAAGAUCCCAUUGUUAUUCAAGGGAGUCAUGUUUGCCCUACACAUUGGCCAGCUUUAACUUUCACUUCUUUAGUGGAUAAAUUGGGAUUGGGAACUUUGGUUCCAUUAGAAUUUCUUUUGGAGCGAGUAUUGCAUUUCCUGCCGGAUGCCAGCAGUCUUCGUUUAUACCAGCAGAUGGGGGUAGACAGUCAUAAGCUGGUCCUGAAGGAGCAGCCAUUACUGAAAGAUGCAGUGACUGCUGUGAUCAACUCAAGAAAAAUUCAAGAGAUUAUUGUAAGAGGUAUUUGCAGUAUUCAAGGUCAGGAAGUUAAGGUGUUCCAGCCAGAUGCAGAAGAGUCUUGGUUUUGUGGACUUGUGACUCAUCAGGACCCUGUAACCCGUAUGCUAGAGAUAUCUUUAAGGGAGACAAAUGAAACCAGAGCAAUUGAUCCUAAAUUGGUGCAAGUGGUUUUAAUGGAUGAUUCUGAAUUACUACCUGAGGAAUGUUCUCUAAAGGUUACCAAGGUAUCAAAAGCAAAGAAGAAGAAAGAAAAUGCAGAUGGGAAGGAUGGUCGUAGAAGAAAGAUACCUCCUGAUGCAGAAAGUGAUUCCGUUGGAAAAAAACAGAGAGGAGACAAGAAGGAUGUGGGCAGUAAUGGAGGUGAUAGCAGUGAUGUGAGUCAGGGGUCUUGGAAAGGAACUGUCAGCGGAGAGCCUACAACAGAUGCAAGAGCCAAGCAAAUGCUACAUUUUGUUCCUCAGAUUAAUCGUAAUAUCCGUUUUGCAACGUACACCAAAGAGAAUGGGCGCACAUUAGUUGUCCAAGAUGAGCCUGUGAGCAAUAGCACUUCCUUAGCUUUUCCAACAUUCGCUGGAUUAGCUAGCAAAAAGUCAUUAAUGACAGAAGCAGAUAGAUUGGGAAGCAAAAGUGUUUUGCCGGUUGAAAAUGUUGGGAGCACUGCUGAUAUUGUAACCACAAGUGGCGUGACACCAACUACAUUAAGAAUAUCUGACACAAGUCUUUUCUCUUUGGGAGGAGAAGAAAAUAAGAAAUCCAGCUUGUCUCUUGGAGAGAAUUUGAGAAAGCCCCUGCUGGCCAAAAGUGGGUUUGGCGUUUCACUUUCGCCAUCAACUUUUGGGGAGGAGCGCAACCAACCGAAUGGCGCUGUUCAAGAAAACAAGUCACUUGGAUUUCAAUUUGGUGGAAAUAGUAUUCCUGAAACUCAAAAAGAGUCAGAUCUAUCAAAAAAUCUAUUUUUUCAGUGUAUGUCACAAAAUGUUUCACCAAGUAACUAUUUUACUACCUUAUCAGAAAGUGUUGGUGAGGAAAUCCCGAACAGGAAUGUCUUGAAACAAAAUAAAGAAAGUCUUACUUCAGGACUUUGCAAACCUAAAACCUUAGUCCCUACAGAAAAUAAAGCUAAUAUGAAGAUGCCGUUUUCUGAAUCUAUGCCAAAACUUACACCUGCAUUUCCUGGAAAAGUUUUAAGCGCUCGACCUCCUGAAAGUCAUGAAAAUCUUUUCCUACAACCUCCAAAGCUAUCCAGGGAGGAGCCUUCCAAUCCUUUUUUAGCUUUCGCUGAUAAAAAAGAGACAUCACUGUUCAGCAGCUUCACAUCCCAGGCUCCAGCCCAGAGUUCCCUAACUGGUGGAAUCUCGGCUCCUUGGCCAGAGCAACAUAAAACUGAUGACUCUGGAUCUUUACCAAAAAAGAAACCUUUGUUUAUAUCAAUGGAGUCACCAAAAAGGCUGUCAUUAUCUUCGGGUUCAUCUGUCAGUGAAGCUAUCCAAAGCUCUGCCUUUUUGGGAAAUGGACGUUCCAGUUCACCUGCAAAUAGCAUUAAUCAUCCCAUUGAAAUGCCAACAUUGUCAUCCAGCCCAACUGAAGAUAAGCCAGCUUUUGAAUCUGGACACAUGGACAAUCCUUUGUUAAGAACCUUUACUGCACUCUCAAGUAGGCUUCAACCUGGAGUUCUUUCCUCAGAGUAUACUCAUGACAGUAAAGCAGCAUUUGAAUCUGUUAACAGAUUUACUCUGGAUGAACGGAGCAGGACAUCAAAGCAAGAUUCUGACUCCAGUACCAAUAGUGAUUUGAGUGACCUAAGUGAUUCAGAGGAGCAGAUGAAUUCCAGAGCUGGCUACAGAGGAAUACCAGAACAUCUUGUAGGGAGAUUAGGCCAAAAUGGAGCACGCCAUGUUGAAAUGUUCUUGAGCAAAGGGAGAGGAAAGCAGGCUACCAAAGGCAGACCAAGGACAACUCCACUUAAAGUUGGGCAGUCUAUUUUAAAAGAUAUGAGCAAGGUCAGAAAACUGAAGCAGUCUGGAGAGCCAUUUCUUCAGGAUGGAUCUUGUAUCAAUGUAGCACCACAUUUACACAAGUGUCGAGAGUGUAGACUUGAGAGGUACCGCAAAUUUAAAGAACAAGAUCAAGAUGAUUCAACUGUGGCUUGUCGAUUCUUUCACUUCCGCAGGUUGGUUUUCACAAGAAAAGGAAUUCUUCGUGUUGAAGGUUUUCUGAGUCCCCAGCAAAGUGAUCCUGAAGCAAUGAGUCUCUGGGUCCCGUUUUCUGUUCCCGCUCAAGGCAUUGAUUUAGAGACCUCAAAAUAUAUUCUUGCUAAUGUUGGUGAUCAGUUUUGCCAGUUGGUUAUGUCAGAGAAAGAAGCCAUGAUGAUGGUCGAGCCUCAUCAAAAGGUAGCGUGGAAGAGAGCAGUUCGUGGUGUUCGAGAGAUGUGUGAUGUAUGUGAGACAACGCUUUUCAACAUUCACUGGGUUUGUCGCAAGUGUGGAUUUGGUGUAUGUCUUGAUUGUUAUCGACUUAGAAAGAGCCGACCACGCAGAGAGGAUCUGUCAGAGGAUACUGGAGAAGAGGAGGUUUUUGCCUGGCUAAAGUGUGCUAAAGGGCAGCCUCAUGAGCCAGAGAACCUUAUGCCAACUCAGAUUAUUCCUGGCACAGCUCUUUAUAACAUAGGAGACAUGGUCCAUGCAGCACGGGGAAAAUGGGGCAUUAAGGCUAACUGUCCGUGUAUUAACAGACACAACAAAACUCUUCUGAGGCCUGCAGUCACUAAUGGAAUUUCCCAGUUAUCCACUGUAAAUACACCUGCUUCUACCACUGAUGCAACCACAGCACCUUGUGCUGAAGAAGGGAUUGAAUGUGAUAUUAAAACAGAGGAAACCGCAAAAUCAGAGACUACAGAAUCAGAGGCCUCAAAGAAUGAAGGAAAUGGUUUUACUAACAGCAACACAGAGAACAAAAGUAGCAGGCAGCCGUGCACAGAAUCUACUCCUUCCUCUACUCCUUCCUCUGCUCUGCAUUGGCUAGCAGACCUUGCAGCUCAGAAAGCUAAAGAGGAGACAAAAGAUACUGGUUCACUAAGAUCUGUGCUGAACAAAGAAUCAAAUUCCCCAUUUGGCUUAGAGUCCUUGAAUUCAAAUACAAAGACCUCCUCGUCACCAAAACUAUUUAAUAGCCUUUUAUUGGGCCCAACUGCUCAGAACACCAAGACAGAAGGUUCCAGUCUAAGAGAUCUGCUACAUUCUGGACCAGGAAAGCUUCCUCAAGGUUCUAUGGAGGCAGGAAUACCCUUCCCACCAGUCUUUUCUACCAACACUAAAGGUGAAAAGGGGAAGACCAGUUUGCCGAAUUUCCUGGACCAUAUUAUUGCUUCUGUAGUUGAAAAUAAAAAGACUUCAGAUGCUGCUAAACGAGCGAGUAGCUCAUCGGAAGCUGUAAGAGAGGGGAAGGAAAUGGUGAUGGGCUUAAAUGUUCUUGAUCCUCAUACCUCACAUUCCUGGCUUUGUGAUGGGAGACUUCUUUGUCUUCAUGAUCCUAGUAACAAAAAUAACUGGAAAAUUUUCAGGGAAUGUUGGAAGCAAGGCCAGCCUGUGCUUGUUUCUGGAGUGCAGAAGAAGUUGAAGUCAGAGCUUUGGAAACCUGAAGCUUUUAGUCUCGAAUUUGGGGACCAAGAUGUGGAUUUGGUGAACUGCAGGAACUGCUCUAUCAUUUCUGAUGUUAAAGUCCGUGAUUUUUGGGAUGGAUUUGAAGUUAUUGAAAAGAGAUUACGAUCAGAAGAAGGAUCUCCAAUGGUUCUCAAAUUGAAGGACUGGCCACCAGGCGAGGAUUUCAGGGACAUGAUGCCCACAAGGUUUGAAGACUUGAUGGAAAAUCUUCCCCUUCCUGAAUAUACCAAAAGAGAUGGCAGGCUCAAUUUGGCUUCUAGAUUGCCUAGCUAUUUUGUGCGACCAGAUCUUGGGCCCAAAAUGUAUAAUGCGUAUGGGUUAAUAACUGCUGAAGAUAGAAGAGUUGGCACCACUAACUUGCAUCUUGAUGUUUCUGACGCUGUUAAUGUGAUGGUUUAUGUUGGUAUACCAAUAGGAGAACUUGCUCAUGACGAGGAGGUUCUUAAGACAAUUGAUGAAGGAGAUGCUGAUGAAGUAACAAAAAAACGCAUUCACGAGGGAAAAGAAAAGCCUGGUGCUUUGUGGCAUAUUUAUGCUGCGAAGGAUGCAGAAAAGAUCCGUGAGCUUCUCAGAAAGGUUGGAGAUGAGCAAGGACAAGAAAAUCCGCCAGAUCAUGAUCCAAUCCAUGACCAAAGUUGGUAUUUAGACCAGGCCCUUCGUAAACGGCUUUAUGAUGAAUAUGGAGUACAAGGUUGGGCUAUUGUGCAGUUCCUUGGAGAUGCUGUAUUCAUUCCUGCUGGAGCUCCUCAUCAGGUUCACAAUUUAUACAGUUGUAUAAAGGUAGCUGAAGAUUUUGUAUCUCCAGAACAUGUCAAACAUUGCUUCCGCUUGACACAGGAAUUUAGGCACCUGUCAAACACUCAUACAAACCAUGAAGACAAAUUACAGGUGAAGAAUAUUAUUUAUCAUGCAGUAAAAGAUGCUGUUGGAACCCUUAAGGCUCAUGAGUCUAAACUGGUCCGGUCGUAGAAAAUGUUGGCUUUAUUCGAUUUGGAAAAUGUUUGCAAGCCUUUUUCACUACUUGGACAUGUUACUUGCUUCAAUAAGAGGCAAUCACUUGGAGAUGGUGGGCAAUCAAGCCACAAUUUUCUAUACAGGCUCAUAUCAGAUGUACUAGUGAUAAAUUCCACUUAUGCACUUGGAGGGAUGGCACCAUUUUCUAUUGCCUUCUUGGGAACUAAUUACACUAGCACUGGACAAUUGUGCUUCUAGUAUGAUACAGGCUAGAGCUAUAGAAGAGCACAUGCAUUUUGUUGCUCUUGUGCUUACUUUUCCAGUCUUUGAAGACUUAAAAAAUAAUUAAAAUGAACUAACAUAGUUAAUGUGUUUAAAGAAAGAAAUAUCCAGCUGUCUAAUACAAUGGACAACAAUUUUAUUCCCUGCAGUUAUUUGCAAUACAGGUCAAGUGGAGAUUCCAUAUUAUUCUAAACACCAACUGCAUAGUUAAAUAUGCUAAUUAUGAAUAUAAGGGGGAGCUAAUGAUUUUCAUUGGGGAUGGAAAAAUUGUGUAUUUAUUAAACAAAUAGGUUUGUAGUGAAAGUUACUCUUUCAUGGAAUAAAAAGUUUAUAGUUUUUUUUUUUUUUUUUUGUUUUUUUUUGGAACACCAUGGUUGCUUUCCUCUAUUACAAGAAAGGCACUUCGCAUUUAGUCUUCCUUUCAAAUUAACUUUCCUCAGUAUAUUCAGUUAGUCUUGGUUAUGGGAAGGAUCAUAGGUCCUUAAAACAAGUGUUCACACAAUAGCCAUUUAUUGGCAUCUCACCAGAACCAUGGCAUACAAUGAGUUCUGGUGUAACAUCUACCAAAAUCUUUGUCCAGCUUGGGUUUUUAUGUAUAUUUUUUUUUUACCCAUAAAACAAAUAUCAACUUCUACCUAUUUUAGAUUUUUCAUUUAGUCUGACCAACCAAUCAAGUCAAACGUUGUUAUAAAUUAUAACGUUUUCCAGAAUUCCUUUUGGAGAGAUGAUUGUUCUCACUUGUAUUGCUUUGCCACCUGGAAAUCUGUUUAUAUGUUCAUUUAUUCAAGUUUUUAAGAUCAUUAACUGUAGAAUACAUUUAAUUUGAAAUCCUGUAUUUUCAUUUUGUGAAGGGCUGAUUAGGGUUUCCAUGUUCUUAUUAAAGUUUAAAAAGAAAAAAAAAA